Messenger RNA from Protopolystoma xenopodis, 687 nucleotides. The record is from the annotation of a GenBank genome assembly. Lineage: Eukaryota; Metazoa; Platyhelminthes; Monogenea; Polystomatidea; Polystomatidae.
AUGUUGCAUGCUAUUUACAACUGGACUCCUGCUCAUAUUGCUCGUCGGCAGCAUUACCUAAACAUUUUCGAAGUUCUUCGUCAGGUGACUACGAUUGUGGAGUCCUGGGAAACAGAAGAAGAACUUAUCAUGCAUGAGCUAAUCAACAAUAAUGGAGCCUCUGUUGGAAACAGCACACCGUUAUUAAAGUCUUCUAAACCUCCGGAAUCGGACCAAACUUCAACAGGACUUUUAAUCGGUCCUAGAGGUGGAGGAAUAAAUAAUCGUUUGGAGAUUGAACGGCCAGAUACCAUGGGGGAACAUCCUAUUACUGAUACAGAAGAAGAAUGUGUCGAACCUGAAUUCGCCUUAGUUCCUGCCUCUCCAAAUUCUAUUACCCAUUGUCUUGAGCCGGGACACUUUGUUAAUUUGGCCUCAGAUAAUACCGAUCUUAUGCGUCUCGAUCCCGCAGCAACACUUGCAGGACUUAACUAUGCUACGAAGACUCUUGAAUCUCUAGGAUCACUCGAGCCAGGCCUCAUCAACACACUUGAAGAGCGAUAUGUUCGUGAAGGGACUUUGAAGCAAAUGCUUACGACAUCCAGACAGCCUUUAUGUGCCGAAUCUGUAUUUGUCUGUGCCGAAAAACUGCCUGAAGACCAAGCUGUCGUUGCUUUGGGUUUGGUAGCCGUCUCCAUAGAUGUAUAG